AUGUAUAAAAUGGAAUAUUCUUACCUCAAUUCCUCUGCCUACGAGUCCUGUAUGGCUGGGAUGGACACUUCGAGCCUGGCUUCAGCUUAUGCUGACUUCAGUUCCUGCAGCCAAGCCAGUGGCUUUCAAUAUAACCCUAUAAGGACCACUUUUGGGGCCACCUCUGGCUGCCCGUCCCUCACUCCAGGAUCCUGCAGCCUCGGCUCUCUUAGGGACCACCAGAGCAGUCCAUACGCAGCAGUCCCCUACAAACUCUUCACCGACCACGGGGGCCUGAACGAGAAGCGCAAGCAGCGGCGGAUCCGCACCACGUUCACGAGCGCGCAGCUCAAGGAGCUCGAGCGGGUCUUCGCCGAGACCCACUACCCGGACAUCUACACGCGCGAGGAGCUCGCGCUCAAGAUAGACCUCACCGAGGCCAGGGUGCAGGUCUGGUUCCAGAACCGGCGCGCCAAGUUCCGCAAGCAGGAGCGGGCGGCGGCGGCGGCGGCGGCCGCCGCCAAGAACGGCGCCGCCGGCAAGAAGUCCGACUCGUCCCGCGACGACGAGAGCAAGGAGGCCAAGAGCACCGACCCCGACAGCACGGGCGGCCCCGGGCCCAACCCCAACCCCGCGCCCAGCUGCGGCGGCGGCCCCAGCCCCGGCGCCGCGCAGGGCGCCGCGGGGCCCGGCGGCCCGGGCGGGGAGCCGGGCAAGGGCGCGGGGCCGGGCGCGCUGGCGGCGGCGGGGCCGGGCCAGGGCUGGGCGCCGGCGCCCGGGCCCAUCACCUCCAUCCCGGAUUCGUUAGGCGGGCCCUUCGCCAGCGUGCUCAGCUCGCUGCAGAGACCCGGCGGCACCAAAGGCAGCCUCGUCAAGAGCGGCAUGUUCUGA
Nothoprocta perdicaria is the source of this 870-nucleotide messenger RNA. It is a transcript of the gene PHOX2B, whose product is annotated as paired like homeobox 2B. The record is from RefSeq and is a predicted model, not a curated record. Bases 1 to 870 code for a protein of 289 amino acids. NCBI's taxonomy places the organism in Eukaryota, Metazoa, Chordata, Aves, Tinamiformes, Tinamidae. Gene Ontology annotation, biological process: regulation of transcription by RNA polymerase II. Gene Ontology annotation, molecular function: RNA polymerase II transcription regulatory region sequence-specific DNA binding; DNA-binding transcription factor activity, RNA polymerase II-specific. The transcript has 3 exons.